Psylliodes chrysocephalus is the source of this 10720-nucleotide messenger RNA. NCBI's taxonomy places the organism in Eukaryota, Metazoa, Arthropoda, Insecta, Coleoptera, Chrysomelidae. The record is from the annotation of a GenBank genome assembly.
UCACCUGUUACAAUCAAAAUGAAAUUGGAAAGAUAAAUAAAUAGUUCGCUGUAUCUGGGUAUUUUUAAAUAAAUGAUAAGAUUACAGUGAUAAUGCUAAACGUAAUGAGAAGAAGCUCAAGGCCGACUAGAACCGUCGAAUUAGACAAUAUUAAGUUAGCUUAAUUUAACACUUUUCUAAAUGUAAUUCUGCAGUUGGUACAGCACAUCCUGUGUAAUGUUGUUUGCGAAAUUUAGUUCGCUAUCGUGCUAAUAUAUCGUUUUUAAUUAAUAACUUAUAUAUUUUUAGAAAUUGGUUAAAUAUACCGAGUGUACCUAUAAUCGAUAGUUGAACAGAAGUGUUUAAGUGUGAAUAAACUGUAAAUUUGUGUUUUCAAAUUGCGGGGCCCGUACUAUGAAAGACCUUUGUGUGCCUUGGUCACCUGAUCUAAACCGAAGAUAAUUAUUUCAAGUUCAAGCCACUUUGAAAAGGUGACAACAUGUUGGUCCAUGCGCGAAAAGACUCGCCGCCAAACAAUUUGUUUAACAAUACAUCUAAAAAUGGAAAACCGCGAGCCCUCUUCAAAAAAUCUCACACGUGCGGUAGUUUCUACGCGAAAUGCGGCUGCAGUGAAAAUUUGGAAUUGAAAGGUGAAAAUAAAGAUCUUCAGUAUUCCAAAUCCACGGAACAGGAGCGAAUUAGCAAGUUGAGUUUAGAGGAAACGAAUACUCCUUCUUUGAAAAGUAAACGAUAUUCCAAUCCAGAUCUGACAAGGUAUACGAAAAGUGCAGAGGUUUGUCUUUGUCCGAAAUUGCCGAAAGGAUCUAACGUUGUAAAAACAAAUGUAUACUUAGAGCAUCCAGAAAUAAGUUUUCCAAUUCCAGUAGAAUUACCUGCCGAAUGCUGUGAUAAAUGUUCGCACCUAAGUAGAUCUCCACCACCGAAUCUCCAUCCCGAAUUAAAAAAUAAAUUAGACUAUCACAAAUACACUGCCUUGACCUACGAAGGCCAGUCAGUUCAAAAACAAGACGAAGCUCAAAAAUUCCUCCAAGAUUUCGGUAUCCUCCAACCAACACCGAUGGGUAACGGUGUUUCUAGUAUUAGAAAAAGUUCCGUGGAUGGAGAAGUUAUACAAAAAAUCCAAAGGACUUCCAAACACAUCGAAAUCAAAAGGCAGAGCAUAGCAGACCACGAAGAUUAUGAAUAUCUUAAAUCUAUUGUAGCAAAACUAAAAUUUGAAAUAUUGGAGUUAGAGGGAAAGUAUGAGGCCACUCAUACAGAGUUAGUGGAUGUUAAGACACAUUUGAAUAAUAAAGAAGCUCAAGUUUUGAAGUUGCAGCGAGAGGUGCAUAAACUCAAGAGCGUUUUACAACAAACUAAUGUCAGCAGAGAUGGCGAACUUCUGGCAAAUAUACAAAAACAACAUGCAAUGGCAAAUAGAGUUCCACAAAAUCUUACGCUUAACACCAGCAAUCAUUCCAAGAAACAAGGUGUUUCGGCUGAAUCAAGCGAAGCUGCUGGAGAAGCAGUUAAUAUUUCCAUAAUGAAAUAUGAUAAAGACUUUAGAUCCAAACAACUAAUCAAAGGUGCCAUAAUGGAUAACAGUUUUCUAAAACACUUAGACACAUCACAAGUACGAGAAAUGGUGGAUGCCAUGUACGCCAAAGAGUUCUCAGCUGGUGCAUUGGUGGUUAAAGAAGGUGAAACAGGGAUUCAUUUGUAUGUUUCUGGAGAAGGAGAUUUUGAAAUUAUUAAAGAUGGUAAAGUGUUAGGACUCAUGGGACCGGGAAAAGCAUUUGGAGAACUUGCUAUUUUGUACAAUUGCACUAGAACUGCUUCUAUUCGCGCUGUUACUGGCGUAAAAGUAUGGAUACUGGACAGAAAGGUUUUCCAGCAAAUUAUGAUGAGAACUGGUUUACAAAGGCUGGAGGAUAAUCUUAAAUUCCUAAAAUCGGUUCCUCUUCUUCAGAAUCUCAGUAAUGAUGUCUUAGCGAAGAUUGCCGAUUCAUUAGAGGUGGAAUUUUAUCCAGCCGGUGCAUAUAUCAUUCGACAGGGAGCUAGUGGAGACACUUUCUUCAUAAUUAGUAGUGGAAAUGUCACAGUUACUCAAAGAUUACCAGGACAAAUGGAAGAAGAAGAAAUUCGUGUUCUUCGAAGAGGAGACUAUUUCGGUGAACAAGCUUUGCUUAAAGAAGAUUUUCGCACAGCUUCCGUUAUCGCCAUGCAUCCAGGUGUAGAAUGCUUAACUUUAGACAGGGACUCGUUUAAGCAACUUAUCGGCGAUAUAAGUGAAAUUAGAGAAAAAGACUACGGCGAUGAAGAAAGACUGAAUAAAACAUCAACAAUAAUGGAGCAGCAAGAAUACGAUUUCAUUACACUAGACGAUUUAGAAGUAAUAGCUACUUUGGGAAUAGGAGGAUUUGGAAGAGUAGAACUGGUACAAUACGUCUCUAACCCAUCAUAUACAUUUGCUUUAAAAUGUUUAAAAAAGCAGCAUAUCGUAGACACGCAACAACAAGAUCAUGUACAAAGUGAAAGAAGCAUUAUGAUGAGCUGUCGCAGUCCAUUUAUUUGUCGAUUAUAUAGAAGUUUUCGAGAUUCAAAAUACGUCUACAUGCUUUUGGAAGCCUGUUUGGGAGGAGAAGUUUGGACAAUACUUAGAGACAGAGGAUGUUUCGACGAUCAUACCACCAGAUUUAUCACAGCUUGUGUCAUCGAAGCGUUCGAAUAUUUACAUGCUCGAGGAAUUAUCUACAGAGAUUUAAAACCGGAAAAUCUUUUAUUGGACUCAAGAGGUUACGUGAAAAUAGUAGACUUUGGAUUUUCGAAACGAUUGGGAUACAGCAGUAAGACUUGGACGUUCUGCGGAACUCCCGAAUACGUUGCUCCCGAGGUGAUACUUAAUAAAGGGCAUGAUAAAGCUGUUGAUUUUUGGGCAUUGGGAAUUUUGAUGCAUGAACUUUUAACUGGAAAUCCACCAUUCAGAGCUUCAGACCCAAUGAAUACUUACAAUAUAAUAUUAAAAGGAAUCGAUAUGAUUGAUUUUGCUAAGCACAAUGUCGGCAGAACGGCGCAAGGAUUGAUCAAAAAAUUAUGUAAGGAUAUACCGUCGGAGAGGUUAGGAUGCCAGAGAGGAGGUAUCCAGGACAUUAAAAAACAUAAAUGGUUCCAAGGUUUUGACUGGGAUGGUCUCAUAAAACAAACUCUCCCAGCACCUAUUCAACAAACCGUCAGAAGUCCCAGCGACACCUCUAAUUUUGAUGAAUUUCCAAACGAUGGUGACAUUCCUCCUGACGAACAUUCCAAUUGGGAUAUUAACUUUUAACGUAAAGAAUGAUAAUAGUAUUUAGUGCAUGUUUAUAUCUAGGUGUAUUGAACGAAUUACAAAUUUCGUCUCAGUCCUGAAAUUAAGGGCUUUAAAUUAUCAGAUCCAUUUGACAGCAUUUAUAUCUUUUAACAUUGUCGUUUAGCAUCAAAAAGUAGAGCAACAAGACCAUAAAUCACAUUUUCUUUUUAAUUACUUACUAUGUAUUUCUAAACACACUCUAAUAUUACAAUAAUAUCUACACUACUUUUAAUUCAUCAUGUCAGUGCUGAAGUGAAUCAAAAAUGUGUCUGCUUAGCAUACUAAGAUUGCAAGUUUAAACUCUGUUCCAAACUGGCACUGGUAAAUACCAGCAAGGCGUUUUGUUUCUGAGUAAACUACUAGGAUUGUUCGAUUACUACGUGACCUAACAAAGAAAAAGAAAGUAUUUUUCGUCCAAAAAUAUUUCAUUUUUCAAUAUACGAGAUCCUUAAAUUAAAUUAAAAGACUAUGUGAAACAUCAACUAAAUUUUCACAAGAAUGUACAUCAACUGUGUUCUUUUUUAAAGAACUUCACUUGCCUAUAGCCCCCUCAUUAAAAACGCUUUUUUUUUUAAAUACUACGGUGUUACCGUUUUGUCCUUCAUCUCUUCUAAUGUCUCAAAACUAAUUCCUUUCAACUAUUUUUUAUUUUGUGGGAAUAGCCAGUCCUAGGGUGUUAAGUUCUGUCAACACGGUAUGUGGCUAAGUGUAGUGCCUACCAUAGAUAAAUUAAAAAAGAAGAUAGUCGGAUCCCGUGUUAAUUUUUGGAAACAUAAAGUGCUGCGAAUUAGUAUGGAACGGAUUAUUUUUAACUACACUAGCUGAUCGACUUGCCAGUUAGAGACUGAAUAAAAAAAAGAAGAAUAAAAAAAGAAGAGCUUUAAGCCAAUUCAAAUAUAAUUUAUUAUUUAUUUAAUUUUUUUGGCAUUCAUUACUCUAAAAAAAAUAAUAUUUACAUUAAAUAAUGUAUUUAACAUAAAUAUUAGUUUUUUUUACGUAAUAAAACUCCAAAAAAUAUAAACAAAAAAUAUUUACAUUAAAAUAAAAUAUUUGAAACCUAUAUUUUAAUUAUGUAUCAUACAGUAAUACGUACAUAGUAAUGAGCUCAAUAUUAAACAACAAUUGUAAGUAAAAUGAAUAGUAGGUAAUCUCCCCAUUCUUGGAAAAAUGGACCAUAUUUUGUUGGGUGUCCGGUGUUUCCUAUAAAAACAAAACAAAAGUGUACAUAUGUCUUAUUGAACAAUUUCUCUUAUAAAAUAUUAAUAAAGUACAAUUUUUUCUCUUUAGGAUCGUUCAAAUUGUUCAUCACUAAUUAUUAAAUUUACGUUUGCAACUGAUUUCUUGAGUUUCUUAUGCUGCUAUAUUUGUGCUUCAGCCUCAACAUAUUCAGAAAUCUAAUUCUCAGGUUGUAUAUUUGAACUGGAUGCACAAUUAUUUAAUGAAAUUGGUACAGGAUGUCCAACUAGCAGUUUACGUUUUGAGGAAACCUUACUAAAAGACUCAAGCAAAAAUGGUUUGCACAAAGAUAGCCAGUAUUAUUAUCUAAAGUUAAAUUUAAAGGCUUAAACUAGUUCUGGCAAAUUUUAAUAUCGGAAGGAAAAUUAAUACCCAACUUUCUGAAUUUUAAAAUAAUACUUAUUUAAACAAUUAGGAUCUGAACAAGAAUACUCUCGAGAAUACUUGGAGAGAAGGCUAAGAAAACAAUUAUAAACAAAUUCCUUAAAUAAAUCUACACACCUCUAAUAUUAAAUUAAAUUGCUAAUACUUACUAAUUACAUUAAAUUACAUCAUAAAUCAUAAAGUAAGUUUUAUUUUAUCAUUUCAUUAUCAUAUUUGGCAUUUGCAUUUGCAUCACGGUUUUUCAUUUUUUAGGAAGUUGUCAGCUCUUUGUUUUAAAAAUCCCAGCAGUAGUAUGUACAUUGUAUGGAUGGUAUGGUGUGCAUGUAGAUUGAUAAAAAAUUAAAAUAAGAUAAAUUUGAAAUAACUCUCAUCUCAUGAAAGUUUACGGAAACCGGCAACAUCGCUUUCAUACUAUUGCUAUGGUGGCGCUUACUAAUAGCACAGCUUAUACAAUAUAAGCUGUGCUAAUAGUAUGCUGGGAACUACAACGUGUUGACAGUGGCGUGCAAUUAAAAAAGUCAUCUUGAUUUAUUAAUAAUUUAUGGUGCCUACUGUCGCACUACCUUUCACCUUACUCAUACCAACCUUCUGCAAAUCUAUAACCAUUAAUUUUUGUUGUAGUCUUGGCAGGAUAAAUAAGCUCACUUCACCGUAGCUCCCUGGUUACCGGGAGAUGAGAUAUUAAAAGAUAAAUAAAAUUGUUAUUAUGACUUUAAAAUUUAUAAUUAUUUUAAUAUUUUUAUUUUAGAAUUAUAAACGAUAAUUAAUUAUUUUAUUGAUGGGAUAAACACAUUUAAAGAUCCCACACUAAGCAAAGGGAUUUUGUCAUCAGCCAAAAAUGUCUUAACUGAAAGAGCAUUGUGGGUCCUUAACAUCAUAAAUCACGUUGAGCAAUGACGCCCUUUGCAUUAAUCACCUUCAACUGCUUCAUGACCUUCCAAAAAUGUCUUAUUCAAAAUAAUAACCAUUUCUCGUGACAUACAACUAUCUUCGUUAACAUCUUUUAAUAGUUGAAGACAUUAUGUGAAGGUUUUUUAAAUUUUAUAAGAAACUUCACUUCCAACGACUGCUAAAAAUAGACUAUUCAAGCUAAGACAACGGGACUAAUCUCGUUAGCUAUAGGACACUUCAUGCUUAACAAUUAUCCCAGGGAGAUCGCCAUGGAAAAUAAACCUGUUACAUCGGCGCCCAGUCUUAUAAUUUAAUUCUCGGGCCUUGUAGUCUCCAGUUGCUCAAUACACUGAUUCCAACGAUAUUCCUAAUUGGCAAUGCUUUCAUUGUAGGUUGAUAAACCCAAGUCCUCGACUAUAUUUACAGUAGCGAUUAUUUUGGAGUUGGAGAAAAAUCUCUUAAAAAUCUCUUCAGCAGAGCUAUUUUUCAGGUUUGGAAACAGACGAUAAUGUUGCAACAAAUUCGGAUGAUACUGGCUAUUUAUUGUUUUCUCCUUUUCUAAGUAGUCGACCAGGAGAAUUCCAAAACAUAGUAGUUGCCAUAACCUUUUCUACUGACAAGACCGUUUUUGCCUUCUUUGGUAGCGGAAAACCUUUGUGUGUCCAUUGUUUGAACUGUUCUUUGCUGUCGUGAGUAUAAUGGUGGAUACAGGUCCAACUGAGUCAAAGAUAUUUUGUCCAUCGAAAGCUCCUUGAUUCCGCAACAGGUGUAAAUUUUUCUUCUUGUAUAUCGACUUUCAUAAAUUACUUAACAUUCCAAAUAAUCUAAAACUCGUAGUUUUGAUUGAUCCGCGAAUUCCAAAGGUAUAUUGUUGCAUUUUAGAUCGCACUUGGAGUAUUUCAGACACUGCAUAAAGUCUUUAGCUGCUGCACAUAUUUUGGCCCGUGUAUCCAGGGUACAUACAAAGAAUAUAUCUGGAUUUAAGGUUGAUUGAACUUGUACUCGAAUUUGUCGAUUUUAAUAUUUGUUGAGUCAUACUCAAUAAAAGUAAUUUUUAGGCACCUUAUGUUUGCAUAAUUGUCUACUUCAGAUGCCGUUUUUGUGGUAUGGACUUUUGAUAGGCAAAAUUUUGUUUAAUGAUCUUUGACAACCUCAUCUGCCGCCUCAAUAAUGACAGUCAUUCUGGUAAUAGGGAAUUUUGAAAACAUACUCUGCGAACGCAAGUAUCUCUAAAAAUUAUAGAACAGUGGUGCAAGGACCAUUCACUAUCUAUCAAUCCUAAGAAGACAGAAAUUGUCUUUUUCACAAGGAAAAGGACGAAAAUAGAAUUAAAACCUGCAGAACUCCUUAACACAAAAACCUCUGCAACAGAGAUGAAGUACCUAAGUCUCCCCUUUGACAGCUAGUUAACAUGGAACUCGCAUUUAGAAGACAGAGUCUAAAGAGCAUACAGUGUUUAUGAACAGUGCCGCCAAACUGUGGGGCGCAUCUGGGGUUUCUUCCUCAGGGUCGUCACAUGGACUUACACGGCUUUCAUAAGACCUAUGCUAACAAACGAUGCAGUUAUCUGGGUACCAAAAACUCAAAAAUUAACAGCUAUCCUUAAACUAGAACAAAUUCAAAGAACAGCAUGUCUCAAUAUAGGAGGAGCCAUUAAAACCACACCGACUGGAGCCAUGGAAGUCAUUCUUAGUCUCACCCGCCUUGAUGUUUACAUCAAGGAGAUUGUUCUGAUGAACAUGACAUGCUUUCGCAAAAUUGGAAUAGUAUCUCAUGUAGGAUGUAGUGAAGCGAGAUGUCGCUUUUAGCAGAAGGAGCUGGAUACGCUCCCACUGCUUUAAGCGGGUCCAUCUAUAACAGCACAAAUAGAAGAGUCGGGAGUGGCUGAUACGAUUCAUAUCUACACCGAUGGUUCUAAAACAAAACGGCUCAGGAUGUGGAAUAUAUUCUAGAUCCUUAAACCUAAAUAUAAAAUGGGCUCUGAGCAAUAGUGUCAGUGUAGUUCAAACAGAGCUUACGGGAAUUCUCAUAGCAUCAAAAUAAAUCACCAGAAACAAUAUCACUGAAAGGAACAUGCUCAUCUAUACAGAUACCAGACAAGCACUACUCACCCUGAACAGACCACGAAUCUACUCAGGGUUAGUACGAGAAUGUUACGAAGCUCUGGCUAAAGUAUCCAUCAACAAUGAGGUCACCUUAGGGUUAAUCAAAGGUGACGCCACAUUGAAAGAUAACCGUCUUUCUGAUUCACUAGCCAAGAAAGCAUCCAACCAAAUACUUCUUGGACCUGGCCCUUCUAUCGGCCUAACAAAAUCGGUAGUGACAGACCUAAUUAAAGAACAUUCCCUUGUGAAAUUUAAGGGAAAAUGGGAUGAAACAAGAAACUGCAGAGUUGCCAAGGAGCUCUUAAGUUAUUCUGACAACACUGCAGCAAACAAAUUCUUGACUAUGACUAGACAAAAUCUGCGCCUAGUCACAGGCAAUCUGACUGGUUAUUGCCAAGUACGGAAGCAUCUCCAUAUCAUGGGGCUGUCAGAAUCCGCACUCUGCAGAGACAAGAAGAUGAGACCAUCGAGCACAUCCUAUACGAUUGCUCGACGCUCUCAUUUAUUAGAAGAUUUGUGUUCGGUGAGUAUUGGCUGAUAUAAGAGAAGCACCUCUUGGCUAGGACGCGCCUAUCAUCUUAGGAGGAUGCACAAUGGGCCUAGUUAUUACUAAGUGCCGUGGAGGUGACCCUACACACGUUACAGAUACAGAUGGCCCUUUCACUUACAUUUAUCUGCUGGACAUUUAAAAUUAUUAUCUUGCUUUUCCACAUCUUAAACACUUUUUUUAUAAAAGUUUCCACUUGGUAUAUUACUUAUUUUAAUUUUAGCGAUAUUUUUAUUGCAAAGGUUUUUUCGUUUCAUGCUGUUUUCUCAAAUUCACUAAGUUUUACAAUGUCUUCCAUGCUUGCGGAUAGUUGAAAAUGUUUACUUUUUUCUAUAGAAUGAAGAAAAGAAUUCUCCUUCUUCCUGCUUUCUGGACAUAAAUUUACUUCUUCUAGUUCGGCUGUUCUGUUUCUUUUUAAAGUAAUGCUCUAAUUUAUCUAACAAGUCUAUAUAAGUUCAGAGAAAUAUUGGUUACAAAAUUAUUCCAAGAGGACUUGGAUCUGUUUAUCACACUCAUUUUCUACGUUUUGAAAGGUUAUUUAGUUUUCAAAUUUCCAUCUCCAGUCUUUGAACUUUUGAUAAGUUAAACUUUAUACAGGUAUUCAGGGCCAGGAGCUGCAUUUGAUAAACGUACAUAGCUGUAGAAUUAUUCCAAUUUCUUUUUCUAUUUUCACUUCUGAUGGUAUCAUGCAGCACUACUGACUGUAAUGAUAUUCUUUUAUUCUUCUGUUGCGUAUCCGCGUUCUUAGAAAAGAGAACAUGUAUUAUAUCUUGCAGAGACUUUAUGCUUUCUUGAGUAGACAUGACCAAAUUUUCAAUGCCGGAUUUACUGGAUCUGCCUUUUCUCUUUUUAUGACAGCGCCACGAUAUGAUUCAAUAAAAAUAAUAUCUUUAUUGAAAUCAAAUUUAACAAUACCUACCAACAAAUGACCAACAAGUAACACAAGUAGUCCCUAGGACUAUAAGUAAGUAAGUAAGUAAGUAAGUUAGUACAUGAAUUAUGCUAUUUCCACAUUCACUAUAUCUACUAUCUCACAUACGUUUACUCGACAGUUGUCCGAUACGAUACAGUGGAUUUUUGCAAUCAUAUCCAGGCAGUAGCAGUUUUAGGACAUCUACUACGGAGUUCAUCAUUUGUGCUCAUAUGACUACUUUUAAAUUCGGCAAGCCAGUUUUUUGCUAGUAAAAACGAAAGUGGGAAUCCAAUAGUCUCUAUUCCAGCGAUGCUUUGAUUUUGGUUGGCGUUAACCUUUCAAAUGAGAGUACUUUAUCACUGUUCUUAAUUUAGUAUUUCAAAUUGUUUAUAAAAUCACACGAGACGUACUUUGACGUACUGUCAAAAAUAGACUAAUUGACAAAUCUUUCUUUAAUGUCAUAUUUAACCUAUUAAAAGAUGAUUAUACAGAAUGACAAUAAAGCUUUCUACGAAUUCGCACCAUCUCUGCGACUGUUAGGCCACAUAUUUACCGAACAAUCCUCGCAGUUAUUUUCGUUAAGAUGGACGAACCACUCGUUACACUACUUUUUACCAACACUGUAAAUAAAAUUAUAAAGUACUUAUAAAGCCAACAAAUUUAGCGGAUUUUUAACAUAAUCAUCUUUUGCUGUCAGAAAAAUGACGAGAAUUUGUUAUUAAAUUACAUCAGCCACUUAAGUUGAUUGGUGUAAACAGUUCGUGAGCUCAAAUUACAAUAAAAUCUUCCUGAAAGUUAUUUUUAUCCAUUUGUUGCAUUUAUAGGCACAUACUAAAAGUUUUGAACUUCUUUUGUCGUUGAUAAAUAAUUUCUCAAGAAUUUUUAAGAUUUGGAAGAAUUUUUACAGUACUGAGUAAAGUUGUUUUCAGAAUGAAUCAAAAGUAGCGUAGAUUUUAGUAAUUUCAAGUAUUUUCCUGUAGAAAUGGUGUUUAAUUUGAGUUUUAAUUUAGAAAUUGUUCACAUUUUAAGAGUUGAUAAUUUCGUAUUAUAAUCUAUUAAAUGCAACUCUUAAAUCGCGAUUACUGAUAAUCACAUGAGCGGAUGCACUCAAUAUUUGUUUCGGGCUUCAUGCGAUUAGAAAAUAAUCAAAAUGUCUAACUGAAACCAUGCAUAAAAAAGUUUUCUUUAAAGCUCCCUUUAUCGUUUGUAGAAUUAAAUAAAAAAAAAAUGGUGAUCUGAUGAAGAUGUAUUUUUUUAUCAUACAAGAAAGUUAACCGAUGUAUCGAAUUUCAGCAAACAUUCUAUUUUGAAAUUUUUAC